Anarrhichthys ocellatus (wolf-eel) is the source of this 1109-nucleotide messenger RNA. RefSeq names its product cilia and flagella associated protein 20 (gene cfap20). The record is from RefSeq and is a predicted model, not a curated record. Bases 84 to 695 code for a protein of 203 amino acids. Lineage: Eukaryota; Metazoa; Chordata; Actinopteri; Perciformes; Anarhichadidae. The transcript has 5 exons.
CGUCACGCUUGUUAUCUAGCAACAGUUUUAGUUAACCUAACAGACUAAAACACACACACGACCGUGGACAAAACGCUAAAAAGAUGUUCAAAAAUACUUUUCAGAGCGGAUUCUUGUCUAUCUUAUACAGCAUCGGCAGCAAACCGCUCCAGAUUUGGGAUAAAAAGGUGAAGAAUGGUCACAUCAAGAGAAUCACGGACAAUGACAUCCACUCCCUGGUGUUGGAGGUGGAGGGGGCAAACGUCAGUACCACGUAUAUAACAUGUCCCGCAGAUCCCAAGAAGACAUUGGGCAUCAAGCUUCCUUUUCUUGUUAUGAUAAUCAAGAAUCUCAAGAAAUAUUUCACCUUUGAAGUCCAGGUGUUAGAUGAUAAAAACGUUCGGCGGCGGUUUCGGGCAAGCAACUACCAAAGCACGACACGAGUGAAGCCGUUCAUCUGCACCAUGCCUAUGAGGCUGGACGAUGGCUGGAACCAAAUCCAGUUUAACCUGUCGGACUUCACCAGGAGGGCCUACGGGACAAAUUACAUCGAGACGCUGCGUGUACAGAUCCACGCCAACUGUAGAAUACGCAGAGUUUAUUUCUCAGACCGACUGUACUCAGAGGACGAGCUCCCUGCCGAGUUUAAACUCUACCUGCCUGUCCAGAACCAGAAAGCAAAGGUGAAACGUCACACACACACACACAGCAUAUAACUGCACAAUUAAUAGGGGAAUGAAUCUUUUGGUAUCUCAUGAUUCAAUUCAAUUUCUAUUCUUGGGGUCAUGAUUCAAAACAAUUCCAGAUUCAACAUCAAUCCUCAAUUCAGUAUGUUGGGUGCUAAUUUCAGGAUCCACUGUGCGCUACUGUGGAAAUGUUACACUAACGUUAUUGAAGUAAAAUAUAGAAUACACAUUACAGUGAUGUUACUUAUGGAUUUUUAGAAGUUUGCCUAACACUCGUUUGUUUCUUACAGCAGUAGAGAUGCUGGUCCUGCUCUAUUCCACCAGACCUGUCAUGGAGUUUAACUAUAUUAUUUUCUGUGUUUAUUAGUAUGACUUUGUAAUUUGUAAGUUUUGAGUGCCGUCUUCUGUUGCUUUCUGCAAAAUAAAGUUUUUUAUGGACUAUUA